UUGCAGCACUGCAAAUUGCAAAAUAUCAAACGUUUCUACUUUCUCUAAAGCGAUGUUUUGCAAUGCUACCGUUUUAAAAGGAGGUUGCUUAUUAACUUAUCCGGAUACUGUUAAACACUUGAAACCGAAACAAACCUUCCCGCGGGCUUCAAUGGCGCCCAAAUCGCUUCUCACCUUCUCUGUCUCCCUAUCUCCAUUUUGUGCUCCGAGUAAACUCGCAAACCCAAACCCUAAUUUUCUCUUCAGAAUUCAUCAUCACCUACCGACUCUCGUUAUCUGCAAAGCCACGAAUUCACAGAGUCAACAACAAAAGCAAAAUUCUGAAGCCCAAUAUUUCUCGUUCUCCGUUGCUGAACCCGAAGGAACUGGUGCGGCUGCACCCACUCGAGGCCAGAUAUUUCUCGAACGCCAGCAAUCCAUAGAGGCAGCUGCACUCGUGCUCGCUUCGAAUAAGAAGAAGAAGAAAAAGGGGAAGAGCUCGAGUGCAGGUCUGAAGCUUUCUCCUGCAAGCGCUAGUUGUUAUGGUUGUGGCGCUCCCUUGCAGACUUCAGAAGUCGAUGCUCCGGGUUAUGUCGAGCCGGAUACUUAUGAAUUGAAGAAGAAACACCGACAGCUUAGAACAGUUCUCUGCGGGAGGUGUCGGCUUUUGUCUCAUGGGCACAUGAUAACUGCUGUUGGUGGACAUGGUGGCUAUUCUGGCGGGAAGCAAUUUAUAUCGGCAGAGGAACUUCGAGAGAAGUUAUCUCACCUUCGCCACGAGAAAGCGCUGAUAGUUAAAUUGGUUGAUAUUGUUGACUUUAAUGGCAGUUUUUUGGCACGUAUACGUGAUCUUGCUGGUGCGAAUCCAAUUAUUCUAGUCAUAACUAAGAUUGACCUCCUUCCUAAAGAGACUGAUCUAAAUUGUAUUGGAGAUUGGGUUGUUGAGGCCACUACUAAGAAGAAGCUUAAUGUUCUCAGCAUCCAUCUGACAAGCUCAAAGUCUUUGGUGGGAAUUGCUGGUGUUGUGUCAGAGAUUCAAAAGGAGAAAAAGGGCCGGGACGUGUACAUUCUGGGAUCAGCUAAUGUUGGAAAAUCUGCAUUCAUCAAUGCUUUACUGAAGAUGAUGGCACAAAAGGAUCCAGUAGCUGCAGUGGCACGGAAAUACAAACCAAUCCAGUCUGCUGUUCCUGGAACUACCUUGGGUCCUAUACAAAUAGAUGCUUUUCUUGGAGGCGGGAAGUUAUUUGACACACCUGGAGUACAUCUCCACCAUAGGCAAGCAGCAGUUGUUCAUUCAGAAGACCUACCUGCCCUUGCUCCUCAAAGUCGUCUCCGGGGUCAAAUAUUCCCUGUAGCUUCCCAAAAGACAAUGUCAUGUGAAACUGAAGCCAGUGAUUUGAAUGGAUUUUCAUUUUUUUGGGGAGGUCUUGUCAGAAUUGAUGUCUUGAAGGUGCAUCCAUCUACACGUUUAACCUUCUAUGGACCCAAGGCAUUGCGGAUUCAUAUGGUACCCACUACUCAAGCAGAUGAAUUUUACCAGCAAGAACUUGGAGUUCUAUUGACACCACCAACUGGGAAACAAAGUGCAGAGAAUUGGGAAGGACUCCAAACAGUGCGUCAGCUGCAAAUAAAUUUUGAAGAUCGAAGGAGACCCGUUUGUGAUGUUGCUAUAUCUGGCCUUGGAUGGGUAACCGUGGACUUCUUCUGUACAAUGCAUGAAGGUUCUAUAUCAGGUAGUGAAGAAAGUGGCGAAAAACUACAGUUGGCCAUUCAUAUCCCCAAGCCAGUUGAGAUCUUUGUUCGUCCUCCUAUGCCGGUUGGCAAGGCUGGAGGAGAGUGGUACGAGUACAGAGAGCUAACGGAGAAGGAGCAGGAAUUAAGGCCCAAAUGGUAUUUCUGAUAUUAGAAUUUUGUGCUUCUCCGGUCUCCACAAUGUAUGAUAAAGUUACAAAGCGCUGCUUCUGUAAUGACAUUCUUUUUUUUUCUCUUAUUGAGAUGUCUGAUUCCUGUUAUUGUUGGUUAAGAAAUCCUUGAUUUGGGUGGUGA
Nelumbo nucifera (sacred lotus) is the source of this 2025-nucleotide messenger RNA. RefSeq names its product P-loop containing nucleoside triphosphate hydrolases superfamily protein (gene NOA1). The record is from RefSeq and is a predicted model, not a curated record. Gene Ontology annotation, molecular function: GTP binding; GTPase activity. Lineage: Eukaryota; Viridiplantae; Streptophyta; Magnoliopsida; Proteales; Nelumbonaceae.